Lepisosteus oculatus (spotted gar) is the source of this 3089-nucleotide messenger RNA. NCBI's taxonomy places the organism in Eukaryota, Metazoa, Chordata, Actinopteri, Semionotiformes, Lepisosteidae. The record is from RefSeq and is a predicted model, not a curated record.
UGUGCAAAGUCCUGUGUGUGUCGUUUGUGUGUCUGCAUGGUCAGUCAGAUGUGUGUGUGAGUGUGAGUGAGUGAGUGACUGCAUGGUCAAUCAGGCGUGUGCAGUGUCGUGUGUGUGUCUGCAUGUCAGUCAGGCGUGUGCAGUGUCGUGUGUGUGUUUGCAUGGUCAGUCAGGCGUGUGCAGUGUCCUGUGCCUCGGGGACCCCUGACGAUUGGGGUGCCCUCUCCCCCCCCCCUACCCUUUGUGUUGCAGACGUGUUCCACUGGACCUGCCUGAAUGAGCUGGCGGCCCGGCUGCCCCCCAACACCGCUCCCGCGGGGUACCAGUGCCCGGCGUGCCAGGCCCCCGUCUUCCCCCCCGCCAACCUGGCCAGCCCCGUGGCCGACGUGCUGCGCCAGAAGCUGUCCACCGUCAACUGGGCCCGGGCGGGCCUGGGCCUGCCUCUGAUCGAGGAAGCGGCGGACGUGCCGGAAAACCCGCCGCACGACGUCACCGACUACACGGACUGGUCCACGUUCGACUGUGAGUCCUCGGGAGCGGCGGCCGGCGAGGUCCGUUCUUCCCAGCCCCUGACCCCGCGCGCUCUUUUCGCCGGCAGGAACCGUUCGGGCACGAAGAGGACAGCCCUGACCCUGAAACAGCGGGUCCUGCUGGUGCUGCUGCUCGGCGUGCUGGGUUUCGUCACCCUCGUCGUCGUCAUGUCCAAACUGGGCCGGGCCUCGGCCGACAGCGACCCCAACCUCGACCCCCACCUCAACCCGCACAUCCGCGUGGGGCAGAACUAGCCCCCCCCCGCCCUCCCGAGUGGAGGUGGGGGGGGUGGUGGGGUGAAUUUGUACCAGAUACCACCCAGGGGGACCGAGAUGACUGACUGGGGCAUUUCUGUGUCGUGAGGAAAAUACAUCCUCCUGAAAGCUAUCGUGUGGGGCUUUUUUGUGGGGACCUCGACACUCUUGCCUUCCUGGGGCAAGAUUAACUACCCCUUCUGAGCAACCUCCCCCCACACUGUCCCACACUGGGUGGGGGGGGUGGGGCAAUAUUUCUGUAUCUAAUUAUCUUUAAUUAAGGGAUUUGCCGUGCUCUCUCCUCUGCUGUGUUCAAGGUGUUUCUGCUUGUAUGGUCGUUUCUUUUUUGGUGGGGAGAGAUGGUGAACCACAGCUGGUCACACACACACACCUUUGUCCUCGGUCCCAGGACAAACCCGGCGUGUUUGUCCUAGCCAGCUGUCGGCCCCUGCCCGCGCGUGGCAGUUUCAGUUGAGCUCUGUCCCCCCAAUUUUCUAGGGCUGAACGAGUUACCGAGAUGCUCCUCCAGCAAUAAGCUUACUUCCCGAAAUCAGCUUAGUUAUUGAAAUUUAAAACUACCCAGCGGAAGGGCAAAUAAAUGCCCCCGUUGCUACACUGCAGCCUCAGUUCUGCGCCAGUUUCGUGGGGCACCCAGGGUGUAGAGUUGCCCCAGUAGCCCUUUCUUUCCCCCUCUGGGGUAAAAGUUCCUGAGCAGCCUGAACUCCGGAGGGCUGGAUUCCAGUUUUCCAAAGUGGGAGGCGGAGCAGGGGGAUCCCCAGUCCUGGUCCUGGUCCCCAAUCCGGGCUCCCCAGCUGGUUAUCCAGCUGGGCUCGGAAGGAAGCCGAUCAGCUCGUUAGUGGUUAAAUUAGUGCAGGUUAACAGCUUCUCCCAGCUCUUCAGGGGCUGCUGCUUCUAAAGACCCCUGUUUUAGAGAAGCCGAACAUCCUGGGGAAAAAGUUCGGAAUUUUGGGGGGACCAGGGUCUUGGCGGGAUAUGGGCACCGGCACAGUGUGUUUUCCAUAAAACCCUAAUCCAGGCAGCCACCCCCGAACCGGCUGUCUUUUAUUGAGAUAAGGAAGGUCAGUUAUCAGAUAAGCAAGUCGUUCAGUUAGAGAUGGAGGGUGUUCUGAUUGUUGUCUCAGAUUUAUUUAGUUGCCUCCACAGGUUGCCUGUGUAAAGAUCACAAGAGGGUCCAGGUAUUUAGAAAUUAGGAUGAAGUGGUGGCGACCCAUAACUAGUCCAUAACUAGUGCAUAACUAGUACUAGUAGAGUUUUCUGGGUGUAUGCUGUGAUGUACCUUCCCUGUAAAAUGGACCAGGCCGUUACUGUGUCUUUACUGGACACCAGUUUGGUUGGACACCCCUGACCUAUGAUACCUGCUGGACUGAGGCUCUCUGGACAGGUGUGGGACACCCAUGACCUCUAAUACGUGCUGGACAGGUGUAGGACACCCCUGACCUAUGAUACGUGCUGGACUGAGGCUCUCUGGACAGGGGUAGGACACCCCUGACCUUUAAGACCUGCUGGACUGGGACUCUUCAGGACAGGGGUAGGACACCCCUGACCUCUAAUACGUGCUGGACAGGUGUAGGACACCCCUGACCUAUGAUACGUGCUUGACUGAGGCUCUCUGGACAGGGGUAGGACACCCCUGACCUUUAAGACCUGCUGGACUGGGACUCUUCAGGACAGGGGUAGGACACCCCUGACCUCUAAUACGUGCUGGACAGGUGUAGGACACCCCUGACCUAUGAUACGUGCUGGACUGAGGCUCUCUGGACAGGGGUAGGACACCCCUGACCUUUAAGAGCUGCUGGACUGGGACUCUCCAGGACAGGGGUAGGACACCCUUGACCUUUAACACUAUAAUACCUGCUGGGCAGAGGUAGGGCACCCCAACCUUUAAAACAAGAAGAUGUGUUAAGCUGUAGGUGCACAUUGAAGAAGGGGGGGGAGGAGAGAGAAGGGCUGAGGUCAGGGGUCGUGUCAUUUCAGAGUGAUCUUCAAUCGCUACCGUUCGGAAGUGGCUGUGCUGAACAUUUCCCGUGGCCCCAAGUCAGAAUUGCUCGGGAAAACGAGCGAGCGUCUCCGAACAUGAAUAACACGGGACUGUUCGGGAAGAGGCAGGAAAAAAUUCCUUUUCAAAAACCAAUCUUAAUUGUAUUUAUGACAAUUAUAUUAUUUAAGCACCAGACUAAUCUUUUUUUUGGGUUUGUUUUCUCUCUUUAUUUCUUAAUCUUGUACUUGUUAACACUGAAAGCAGCACAGUAAUUAUUUUAUUGUGAUUAAACUGUUUGGAGAUUU